AUGCUCCCGAAAAACCAGACCACAAUCCACGAGUUCAUCCUCCAGGGCUUUCCAGGCUCUCCAGAACUGCAGAAGUAUCUCUUUGUGCCCGUCCUGUUUAUGUAUGUCCUCACCAUCCUUGGCAACGUCCUGAUAGUUUUCAUCAUCAUCUAUGAUCACCGUCUCCACAAUCCCAUGUACUUCUUCCUGGGGAACUUCUCCUUCUUGGAGAUCUUUUAUGUCACCACCUUAUCGCCCAAGAUGCUGGCUAACUUUCUGGCAGAGAAGAGGGCCAUCUGUUUCUCCUGUUGCAUCACACAAGCCUUUUCCCACUUCUUACUGGGGGCGACAGAAUUCUUCCUGCUGGCGGCAAUGUCCUUUGAUCGCUACAUGGCCAUCUGCAACCCCUUGCAUUACAGCAUCAUCAUGAACCAUCAGCUUUGCCUCCAGAUGGCCUUGGGAUCAUGGCUGGGUGGAUUCUUUACAGUCAUUGUGCAGACCGUCUUGCUCUGCCAACUCCCCUUCUGCGGUCCCAACCUGAUCAACCAUUUCUAUUGUGAUGUGACGCCAUUGCUGAGCCUUGCCUGUGCCGACACACGCCUGCUCGAACUGAUUAUCUUGGUGGGGUCUGCUUUACUCUUGUUCAGUUCUUUCUUAUUCACCGCUAUCUCAUACAUCUUCAUCAUCUCUACCAUCUUGCGCAUCCCUUCCUCUUCGGGAAGACAGAAGGCGUUCUCGACCUGUGCCGCCCACCUUACUGUUGUGUCCAUCCAAUAUGGGACGGUCAUGUUCAUGUAUGUGAAACCCAAAGCAAACUCCUCCUUGGAGGUAAACAAGGUGGUUUCCGUGCUGAACACAGUUAUCACUCCUCUCCUUAACCCCUUCAUCUACACCCUGAGGAACAAAGAUGUCAAAGAAGCUAUGAGGAAAGCCACAGAUAUUAAAAAAUAUAUUUUCCAGAGGGGAUCUUAUCUGAAGUGA
Hemicordylus capensis (graceful crag lizard) is the source of this 960-nucleotide messenger RNA. Its product is annotated as olfactory receptor 6X1-like. NCBI's taxonomy places the organism in Eukaryota, Metazoa, Chordata, Lepidosauria, Squamata, Cordylidae. Gene Ontology annotation, cellular component: membrane. The coding region runs from base 1 to 960 and encodes 319 amino acids. Gene Ontology annotation, molecular function: G protein-coupled receptor activity; olfactory receptor activity. Gene Ontology annotation, biological process: G protein-coupled receptor signaling pathway. The record is from RefSeq and is a predicted model, not a curated record. The transcript has a single exon.